Messenger RNA from Chrysochloris asiatica (Cape golden mole), 600 nucleotides. RefSeq names its product DnaJ (Hsp40) homolog, subfamily C, member 5 beta (gene DNAJC5B). The coding region runs from base 1 to 600 and encodes 199 amino acids. The record is from RefSeq and is a predicted model, not a curated record. The transcript has 4 exons. Lineage: Eukaryota; Metazoa; Chordata; Mammalia; Afrosoricida; Chrysochloridae.
AUGGCCUGUGAUACGUCCAGCUCAAGACAGAGGACUCUAUCCACUUCUGGCGAAGCUCUAUAUGAAAUUCUUGGUCUACAAAAGGGAGCAUCCAAUGAAGAAAUUAAGAAAACCUACAGAAAAUUGGCCCUGAAACAUCAUCCAGACAAAAAUCCAGAUGACCCAAGUGCAGCUGAAAAGUUUAAAGAAAUCAACAAUGCCCACACAAUACUUACUGACAUGUCAAAGAGAAACAUAUAUGACAAGUAUGGAUCACUGGGACUCUAUGUGGCAGAGCAAUUUGGAGAUGAAAAUGUUAAUACUUACUUCAUGCUGUCAAGCUGGUGGGCAAAGACCCUGUUUGUCAUCAUCGGCCUCCUGACAGGCUGCUAUUUUUGCUGUUGCCUGUGCUGCUGUUGCAACUGCUGCUGUGGACGGUGCCGACCUAAGACGUCAGUACCGGAAGAGGACUUCUAUGUGUCUCCAGAGGACCUUGAGGAGCAGAUCAGGACUGACAUGGAAAAAGAUAUGGACUUUCCAGUUGUUCUCCAGCCUACAAAUGCAAAUGAGAAAACACAGCUAAUCAGAGAAGGACCACGAAGUUACUGCACAGACUCUUGA